AUGUAUGGCAUGAAUCCCAAAAACAAGUUCAUCGGACAGGCGCUGGGAAUGCUUGUUGAACAGCCACAAGGCGGAAUGGUGGUGGUGUUCCAUCGCGACGGGGCCCUGCAUCUCGACGGCUUGGUGUGCCAUCGAACGGCUUCUUUCCCUACUGGAGUGGUUCGCGUAGCAAAUGACGACGAGGUACUGGACCAUUUUGCUCCUUUCAUCGCGGGGUUUGUCAUGCAGGAUGUGGAUGUGGACAAGGCCAUCCGAGUGGAGUGGCGUAAGGUGUGCCGUUCCUUGGGCCGUCGCGAGGAAGCCCACCCAAACCAUCUCUUGUUCAGCUCGCCCGACGUCAUGGCGGCCUUUACCCGACAUGCUACCACAUUGCCGGAGCUGGCGGCGCAGGUGCCGUUGGUGAAAAGGGGCAAGGUAGUUAAAAACAGUGAGGCUCAGCUCCAUAUCCCCGCCUCGGUUGUUGCGCCGACAGAGGUCCGACACAUCCAGCAGUGCGUUCGAUGGGCUCUGAAGCACGGUGUCGGCCUGACCAUCAUCAGCGGGGGCCACAGUGGCCACUGUAUCUGGCCUCAUGUUGUCGCAGUAGACAUGGGCGCCUUUGACCAAGUACACAUUCUCAUGGGGGAGGAUGGGGGAAAUUCCGGUUCCUUAGUCGUCGCCGAGGCCGGCUGCAAGACCGGGAGUAUCGUCCGCGAGGCCAUGACGGCGGGCGUGACAGUACCCCUGGGGGCUCGCCCAAGCGUAGGUGCGGGGUUGUGGUUACAAGGCGGUAUCGGGCACUUGGCCAGGCUACACGGUCUCGCGUGCGACGCCAUUGUCGGUGCCGUUCUGGUCAGCGUCGACACCAGCCAAGUCCUCUGCGUCGGCAAUGUACCAAGCCAAUACCAGCCGGCCAGCGCUAUUCGACCGGAAAACGAAGCCGAUGUGUUAUGGGCGAUAAAGGGCGCCGGGACCAACUUCGGCAUCGUUGUCAGUGUGACUUUCCAGGCUUACGCGGCUCCGACCUACUUGACUCGAAACUGGGUUGUCCCGCUGAGCGACAGCCUCGAAGCGCGGCUCGGGCUCAGCGAAUUUGAUACACUCGUCGCCAGGAAGCUUCCCCCGAAUUGUUCUGCAGACGCAUACCUGUACUGGGACGCUGACAAGCUACACCUUGGCAUGACCACGCUCGAAUCUUCUACGACUGGGUCUACCUUUACUCAACCCACACCGACGCUCUUAGGUGCAACUUGGGGGCCGGGGAGUGAUUUCAAGGCCGUGAACGGCGUCGGUCUGUUUGAGACCGAGAUGUACGUGUCCGGGAUGCACGGUGGGCACGGUGGCGGUAAGACCUCCUCGUUCAAGCGAUGCUUAUUCUUGAAACGCAUCGGAGAAUCAAACAUCGCCGGCCGCUUAGUUGCCGCCAUUGAGACUCGUCCUUCACCACUCUGUUAUCUCCAUCUGCUGCAAGGUGGCGGAGCAAUCGAGGACGUUGCGGCCGACGCUACUGCUUUCGGCUGUCGAGACUGGAACUUUGCCUGCGUCAUAACUGGUGUCUGGCUCCGCGGCGAAGAUGGCACCGAAGCCGCACGAUCCGUCGUGUGCUGGGUUUACAGCGUUGCCGAGGGUUUGUUGCCCUUCAGCAGCGGAGCUUACGGCGCUGACCUUGGGCCGGACCCCAGAGAUGUCGCGCUUGCAGCUAAGGCGUUUGGACCAAACAGACCGCACCUAGCCCGCCUCAAACACAGCAUGGACCCGCAUGGUGUGCUGGCUUACGCCUGUCCGCUCCCGAAAGCGCCGACGGAACGGAAGCUGGUCAUUCUUGUCACAGGCGAAAGUUGCGCCGGCAAGGACUACUGUGCCGACGUCUGGGUCUCCAUGUUUACCAGAUGCAUCCAGAAAAGCAUCACUGCGCGUUUGGUCAGCAUUAGCGAUGCGAUCAAAAGAGAAUACGCUGCGGCUGCUGGCGCCGACCUGAGCCGCUUGCUUUCGGAUCGCGCCUACAAGGAGCAACACCGGCCAGCAUUGACGGCCUUUUUCCAGAAGCAGAUGCGCCAACGACCUCGGCUGCUAGAGGAGCAUUUUCUGGAUGUGGUGCACGGUGCCGCAGAUAUCGACGUGCUGUUAAUCACCGGAAUGAGAGACAAAGCGCCGGUCGCAACCCUCUCGCAUUUGGUUCCAGGCAGCAGACUGCUCGAAGUUUACGUCCAGGCUAGUGAUCAGACGCGGCGGAUUCGCCGAGGGUGCCACGGCUGUGACGACGAUGAUAACAACAAGGACGGCAAUAAUAGCGAAUUAAGUUUGACGGCCUUAGGACAUCGCCCCACUCUCAUCUUCGACAAUGACACGAUCGGAAACGAAGCUGCGAAGAGUUUUGCCGAACAUUAUCUACUUCCCUUCUUUCAUGAGGACCUACAGCGGCUGGCCGAUAUGGUGCGUGCAGUACCCGACUUCCCACGUCCGGGCGUCGAGUUUCGCCACGUGCUCGGCAUCUCCCAGCAGUCAGGUGGACUAGCCCUUUGCUCGUCUCUGAUGCGAACCCACUUCGCCGGUGACUGGGCUAAAGUUGGUGCGGUGGUGUCUUGCGAAGCCGGCGGUUUUGUCUUUGCUUCUGCUUUGGCACUGCGAGUCGAUGUACCCUUAGUGCUAGUUCGCGAAGCCGGCAAGCUCCCCUCGCCCACCGUUUCCGUCACCAAGCCUCACUCACAUAUCUCGUCCUUGGCAUCCUGCAGUUUGAAAGAGAAGCGGAUCGAGAUCGAGCGGGAUGUGGUCCCUAGGAGCGCGCCAGUGUUGGUCGUAGACGAUGUGCUUUCCACGGGAGAGACACUUUGCGCGGUGCUUCAACUAUUAGUUGAAGCCGGGGUCAACAUUAAGGAUGUCAGCGUCAUGACCGUGGCUGAGUUUCCGAUUCACCGUGGCCGGGAACUGCUGUGCCGACGUGGCUUUGGAGGAAUCAGUAUUCAAAGCCUUUUGGUUUUUGGAAGUUCUUAG
Lasiodiplodia theobromae is the source of this 2970-nucleotide messenger RNA. RefSeq names its product Phosphoribosyl transferase domain protein. Lineage: Eukaryota; Fungi; Ascomycota; Dothideomycetes; Botryosphaeriales; Botryosphaeriaceae. Gene Ontology annotation, cellular component: cytoplasm. The record is from RefSeq and is a predicted model, not a curated record. Gene Ontology annotation, molecular function: phosphomevalonate kinase activity; FAD binding. Gene Ontology annotation, biological process: cholesterol biosynthetic process. The transcript has a single exon. The coding region runs from base 1 to 2970 and encodes 989 amino acids.